This is a messenger RNA of Phyllotreta striolata, 625 nucleotides long. NCBI's taxonomy places the organism in Eukaryota, Metazoa, Arthropoda, Insecta, Coleoptera, Chrysomelidae. The record is from the annotation of a GenBank genome assembly.
GCAGAAACAUAACCUACUAGAGAAUUAGUGUUUUCGAUUUGUCAUUCUGAAAAUCUUGACGAAUAAACUUUGUAAUUUUUGAAAAUCAACAUAUUUUUGUGUAAAUUCGAUUCAGAAUGGCCACUGCUAUGGACGUCGAUUCCGAAGAAAUUGAAUUACCAACUUCAAGCAGUUCGAAAGGCGAGAAAAAACGUUUUGAAGUAAAAAAGUGGAAUGCUGUAGCUCUUUGGGCUUGGGAUAUUGUUGUUGAUAACUGCGCUAUAUGUCGAAACCACAUAAUGGACUUGUGCAUUGAGUGCCAGGCAAAUCAGGCCUCUGCAACUAGUGAGGAAUGCACUGUAGCUUGGGGAGUAUGCAACCACGCAUUUCACUUUCACUGUAUUUCAAGAUGGUUAAAAACUAGGCAAGUAUGCCCUUUGGACAAUAGAGAAUGGGAAUUCCAAAAAUAUGGUCACUAGUAAGGCAUCAACCUACAAAUAUUCGAUCUUAUUUUGUUAUUAGUUAUCUCGAACUGUUAAAUUCUAAUAAUACAAUUUCAUUUCUGUGUCCUAAUUGUACUCUAUCUUUUAGGUUUUUUAAUAAACUGCUUUGUCAUAUCGAAAAAUAUAUCAAAUUUGUAUCUGAU